AGAGUCACGUAGCUGUUUACGGAAACCGUUCUUACGUCAACACGUGUGCAGGCUUGUAGCUUUCAGUCCACUACGUGAAUAUUUGCAUGCUCGUCGGGACAAAAACACGGCUGAGUGUUCCUCCUCGCGCUUCUGACCCCACGGAUGCACACAUGUUUCCAGAACUAGAAUCCAUCCAGCGAUGAGGACGACUCUCACAUCCACUCAACAUGGAGAAGUAGGAAGGCUGGGCUUCAUUUUGACGCUCUGCGCUUCGAGGAAUGCGCCAAAGUUAAUGUAAAUAGAAGGGAAAAGCUGCUUUUUGUGUUUCAAAUGCACAGCAGAGUGGAUUUGUGAGUAAAGGGAAAAUGAUUCUGAAGAAAUUUCACGCAGGAUCGUGCAGAGCGUGGCUCUCUCGGGUGAGUACUUUGGUGUUGUCAAAGUAAACUGUCAAACUUGAGUCUUAAGUCUGUCCGUAAUCUUGCUCUCAGUGGAAUUGUUAUAAAAAUAUCUCUGUAAAACGAGUAAAAGGCAGCAGAUCCCGUUUCGACUAUCAUGUUUUCCACACUUCCUAUUUUGAUACGCCCAAGUCGAGCCCUGCUUUUUUUGGCAUUUGUUCAAACCUUCUUGGGAGUCAUUGCACUGUACUGACACGCUGAGUUCCUACCAGCAUUUAAUCAAACUUAAAAGCUUUUAAGGUGAAUUCAUUAUACAUUUAAAACUAUCUGUAGUGAUAUAAAGAAGUUGUUUAUUUCUUAUCCUUAAAAUCCUAAAACUUCUCUGCCUCGCUUCAAGGUUUCCAUGAGGCAGGAGCUGCGUUGUUUCUCCUCCUCUGUGCCCCCCCAGCCGGUGCCCCCUCUGGCCCAGACCCUGCAGGGCUACCUGAAGGCUUUAGAGCCCCUGCUGCCCCCUGAAGAGAUCAGCCACAGCCGGAGGAUGGUGCAGGAAUUCGGCAGACCGGGGGGCCUUGGUGCAAAGCUGCAGGAUGGGCUUGAGAAGAGAGCCAGACACACCAAGAACUGGGUUUGUGUGUUUUGUAUGAGUGUAGGGAAUUGUGACAGAUGCUGCUGAUGGAUGUGGGUGUGUUUCUGAAGGGAAGAUAAAGCUGCUGGGGUGUGUUUGAGGCAUGCCUGGGUGGGUAGAGCAGUACUAUAUCAGGCUUAAGCAGCGCUGUGAGAAACCCUUUAAAGGGAUAGAUCAGUGUUUUUGAAGAGGGGGUUGUGUGAGGCCUCUGUUUAUAGUGAAUGUAUUGCCCACAGGGGGUGCUAGUUAGCUCAGCACCUUUAUUGAUAAACUAGGAGGAGAACCGGAACAGUACAAAGUCUAAUCCAAGUGUGAAAAGUAUAAAAUAUUUGUUUUUUUUCAGUGCUACAACACUGCUAACAAAUUUAGUGGAGGAUAGUUUAGCUUGUUUCUCACCAGAGGGUGCUGUUCUCAGGGUGGCUUCACCCAGCGAGGAGGCAGACGCCGUCCGUUCUAUAUACAGUCUAUGAAUGUGACAUGUCAGCCUUAGCUUGUAUAAUAUAAUCAGACAUCAAACAAUCAUGAUAUUCCUUUCAGAUUAAACUAAAUUUAAACAUAUAUUCAAUUUCUAUGGGAAAAUACAGAAUUUUCCUGUUACAUUCUGCAUAAAGUAAAAAAAUCAUAAUUGGGAGAAAACUUUGCCAAAAGAUGUUGAAAAUACAUUCCAAAGCUUUCUAUGUUUUUAAGUGUGCACUAACUCUUACAAAGAUCUAAUAUCAUUAAAGUGGUUUAGUCUUAUUCACAAAGUUUCUUCCGUUGUUAAUGUGUGGUUUGUGGUCUCCCGCUGCAGAUCGCUCCUUGGUGGGUGCAGUGGGCGUACCUGGAGAGCAGACAGCCGCUGCCUGUGCACUCGAACCCGGCCAUCUCUCUGCCCAGGAGAGACUAUAAUGGCUGGAGGAGCCAGCUAGUGUGAGUCAACACUUAAACAAAACACACCUGAGCACAUAAACCGUGAUAGCCACGUUUUUGCCUGUGUAAACUCUGAUAAACUGUUUAAAUAGACAUUUGAGUACCUUUAAAUGUUUAGUAGCUAGCUAGUCGAAAGUAUGAUGGAUGUUUUAAAUAUACUUGUGUUUUGUUUGUCUGUAUCGAAUUUAUUUAACAGUUAUCAAUAAUCAUUAGGUAAAAGUCUGCUAUUGUAACAGCCCUGACUUAUACAAAAGCAGACGUUUCUGUCACUGAGUAGAAGGUGAAAUAAUUUCUGUAUUAUUCAGGUAGUAAAAACAAUUGUUGUCUUCUAUGCAGUAAUAUUCAGUACCCUGUGAAGACGCUUGGUUAGGAUGUGUCCUCUAAACAUGAUCUGGAUAGUCAUGCCGAUUUAAUUCACAGUUGAUAUUAACAACUUGCAACUUGAUUCCUGCUGUGAGCCAAAGAAUCUCACUAACCUUUAAAGCCGGGGUCAGCAGUUUUCUGCAAAGGGAAAAAGCUCAGAGAAUUGAAAGUUGGCCUGCGUCUCACCUCAUCUCUGACCCCGAACCACCAGAUGAACCCGAGUUAUUAGUUUUGAACUUGCAUAACACAUAAAAACAAACCUGCUUUCAUGGUAAACCUUACCAGCCAUUAUAACACACUAAGAUAAGACCAGAAAAUGAAGUAUCACAACCUGCAGGAACUAAAAGGUUAAACUUAGAAUCUCUAAAACCCUGUGUUGACAUUGACGGUAUUUGUUCUAAAUCUUUUUAGCUGGACAUGCAUUUUCAUUGAAAGAGUGCCCUUUCUUGUGAGGGGAAAGCUCAGGGUGUGGGCAUUCUUAUAACCACAAUGCAAAAGUUUAAAUCUAUCUCUAUGCCUCCUCACUAAGCAACAUACCUGUUAGAUGGUGGUUUGGUUAUAAUGAUUGCUGCAGUUAGGUGAAGCUCAAACCAGCUAUCAGUCGCCCUUGAGAUGAAUGAGUGCCAUUUUAGAAAUGAAAAACAAUGCUUUUUGGAUUAAUUAUGGAAAAGACAUGCUGCUGUGUAAAUGUAAAAGACUGGUAAACAGAAACUGUGAUUUAAAGCUAAAGUGAGAAACUUUUGGUCAAUGUUGGUUUUGGAACCCCCCUGUUGACAAAGCGAUGUCUCUUAUCUUUUGUUUUCGAACUUGUGAACCUCACAGAUUUUUCUCCUAUUUUGCAGGUUGAGUCCAUAUUUGAUUGUUAGUGUUAAAUUCAGACUUUUGCAUCAAAACAACUCAAAUUUUCAUUUUGUCUUCAUGCAGGUUUGCAUCCAAACUGAUCGCAGCAGUUCUGGACUUCAAGGCAAAAAUCAACACGUAAGUACAACAGAGGUGGUGAUGAAUAGACUCAACAAGCUUUUAUUUUUUUCUACACCUACGGUUUCAGAUCUUCUUUGUAUUAUCAUAAAAAUGCAAUAAUAUGAAUUCUAGUCUAUUUCAUGAGUGUCACAAACUCUUCACUGGAGCUUUAAAGCAACAUUUCUGUCUAUGAUUGAGCUAUAAGCACUUAAUUUACCACCUGAAAAGUUGAUUUGACUGAAAAAUACAGUAAAGUUUUAAAACUUUUUUUCAACUCUUAAACUAAAACCUUCUUGGUAAUCAAUGCAUCACGUUUUAGAGGACUGCAUGUGAUGUGUACGACACUUAAAGUUGACUACCAAUAUUUCAAUAAUGAUGAUUUUUGAGAAAAGAGAGAGAAUGCAGGAGUUAAAAUAACUGAAGUCAUAUAUAUUAUAUAUUAAAUAUUAUUAUCUAACUUCUUUUAUUCUAGGAUUGGAAGUGUUGAUAUUCAUACGUUUGAAGUAACACUCAUAUUUAAUGAUGUACAGACAUCUCUGGAUUCAUGUUUAUCUGCAUUGCUGCUCUGUAAUAAUAGGUACAUAAUUAUUCAGGACAAUCCCUUUAAGAGCACCUGCUGAGAUCAUUAGAUCUGUUAAUUAACUGUAAAAUGGUGUCUGUCUUUGUAGAGAAAGCCAUAGUAAUCCUCUCCUUAAACCUGCUGUGUUACACUCACUUUCAGCAGCUUCUAUUUCAGCUUUGUGAGCUCAAAGCUCCGCUGGCAUCAGUCUCUGUGUCUAUAAAGUUAAUCUGUGUCUAAAUAUAUGUACUGAACUGUGUGUAACUUUAUCCAGCAGCAUACGACCACGAGGGCUGUUGUUUUUACUCUUUGGCCCGACACCGUGUGGAUUAAAAAACACGGACGCACAUUGAAGUCUGUUUACAGCAACAGAUCAGUUUUGCACAAACCUCAAAUAAGCUGAUGCAGGUUUCAUCUGUCAGAUUUUCAGGUUUCAAAACGGAUAAAAACUUUGCAUUGUUGAUAUGUUAUUGUCCAAAAGGCGACCUCAAAUGUUGCACAAAAAAGUUCUGCAAAAAUCCUCAGGUGGCGUCUGAUUCUGUAACGUGGGAAAAACUAGAUCAGACAAGAGUAAACGCUUCAGAAACAAAUUAUGUCGCUAAACAUGACUAAUAAAACUAUUUCUCUCCGUCCCUGUCAGUGGCCAGCUGCCGGUGGAGUAUAUGCGAGGAAAGCCCCUCUGCAUGGAGCUGUACCCGCUCCUCUUCUCCUCCUGCAGGAUCCCUGGCCCCAAACACGACUAUGUGGCACAUUACGGUCGAGCCAGACGUUCCCCAACUCACAUCACAGUGGUCAGGAACUACCAGGUAGAAUUAAAGAAUUAAAUGUAAAGCACGCAAACAGUCAGUUUGUGAUCAAAAGAGUUGCUAUGUCAUCCUCAGAGGACAGACAUAACUGUGAUGACUUACCUCUACUUAUCCAGUUCUUCCAGCUGGAGGUCUAUAACAGCGAUGGAUCUCUGAUGACAGAGAGUCAGAUCCACUCACAGCUGCUGAGAAUCCGCUCUCAGUCCUGGAAGACGGACAAAGAGCCGAUGGGGAUCCUGACCAGUGAGCACCGUCACACCUGGGGAGAGGCCUACAACCGCCUGCUCAGAGGUAACCCACAGCAUUAAAAGUCCGGUCCGGUCAGCUUGUGAGCGAUGUCGUGUUCAUGUUCUGGUUUUGAGUUUUUAAAUGGCGGAGUUUCCUUUAACGCAUCAUUGAAACAUUUUAGAAAACGUUCUCCAGUAAUCAGAGUUCACAGAAAGAGCUGACUCAUUAACAAACUUACUGAUUUAUCAUCUGCUUUAUGACGCCUUAAAAGGUAAUUCAGUCUAUUAAUGCUGUUAACCGAUACAUGUGGUCUGUUUGGGUCAUCAGUAUUUGUUGUUAAAAAUAGCUGGUCACUAAAUGUUGUUGUUUUUGUGUGCAUGUGUAUCCGUGUGUUUCCAUGUGUGUACGACUCAGAUAAACUGAACAAGGAAUCUGUGCGGCUGAUUGAGUCGGGACUUUUCAACUUGUGUCUGGACUCUCCAGUCAUGAGGAUAUCAGAUGAGAAGUAUACACACACACACACACACACACACACACACACACACACACACACACACACACACACACACACACACACACACACGCACACACACACACACACACACACACACACACAGAUCCACAGUCAGGCAUUUGUGUGUUUGUUCCAUGUGUGGUAACCCUGUGUGUGUUCAGAUAUCAUUGUUCUCUUUGUUGACAUUCAGUCCGGAGCGACAGAGCAGGAUUGUCACCUCCUCCAGCUGAAAAGUUGUUGCCUGCUUCUUUUAGCAGAUUUGAAUAAAAAGACGCUUCACACUUAGAUUUAAUUAUCGUCAAUCAAAUCAAUUUAAAGUCACUUAAUGGAGCAGGAAAAGGAAAACUUGAGUCCAUCACACUUAAAAAAGUCACAUAAAUCUAUGAACUUGGGUUGUUUUUUUCUCUUUGACCUCCUUUUUUCUUUGAUUGACAGGUACGCCAGCCGUAAAGCAGCACAGAUCCUUCAUGGAGGCGGGACGUUCUCCAACAGCGGCAACCGCUGGUUUGACAAAACGCUGCAGGUGAGCUGCAGCAAUAGUCACUCACUAUUAAAGGUCAUUGAAGGUCACAUCGAGGUCGAGUUUGUUUAUGCAAUCAUCUUUUUGUGUGAGCAGUUUGUCGUGGGCGAGGACGGCUCAUGGGGUCUUGUAUAUGAGCAAGCCACCGCUGAGGGUCCGCCCAUAGCGACGCUGCUGCAUCACAUCCUGGACUACUGGUGAGAGCAUGAUAAUAGGCCUCGUGCUUUACUCCCCUUUCCCUCUUUCAACAUGAAAAUCAUCUUUAAUUGAAGUUGAGCAAAGCUGAAUUCCUUCUUUUGACUGCAGUGAACAGCCAGACCCAAAGAGGGCUCCCAUGCUCCCUCUGCCCAUGCCUAAGAAGCUCUACUUCCACAUAGACCGGGAAAUCAAGAUAGACAUCGAGCACGCCAAGCAGAACCUCGACAUGUAAGCGUCGUGGUUCAUUACAGUCAGUGUGGAGUCCUUUUGUGGAGAUUUACAGCCUCUGAAGAGUCUCUAUAGUUUGCAUUGCCUAAUAAUAAUGCUGACGUGAAGCGAAGCCACAGGUGUGUAAACACAUUUAUCAUCCGUGUGAGUCUAACAGUGACUCAGCAGAAAAGAUCCACUUAUCAGACAGUUUCUUUUAAAGCUUUAAGACCUUAUACUCUGCUCUAUUACCUGUAAAUCUUCAUUAUUCAAACAUCUAAACAUAAAAAAAGCUCCUCUGGAAUAUAAAAGUUUAGUUCAAAGAAGAUAAAAGUGUUUUUUUAUGUCUUUUUUCAGCCAUAACAAGGAUAUUUUCUGUCAGCCACCGUAAUUUCAGAUGGCUGUAGCCUAGUAAUAAAACUUGUUGUAAUUAACUCAGAUUCAUUAGAGUAAUGAGCCGUUUUAAUGUUGUCAAUAGGUGCUGGAUAGAGGCUCAGCUACCAUGUAAUACUCUAUGAUAAUAAAUCCCCUUUAUGUCAUUAAUCACAGUGUAGAAAGUGCUGAGGAAGCUAUAAUUACUGUGUUAAUGAGAAAUCAAUAUGAGCUGUAAACAGAUGUCACAGAGGUAUGGUCAGAAGCUUUCUGCAGAGAAUAGAGAUAAAGACAAAUGCUCAAAAAAGAGGUUUUUAAAUAUCCUUAAACUAGACUAAAACUGUCUUAACUUUCCCGCAGACUCAUCAACGACCUCGAUAUUAAGGUGUUCAACUUUAAGAGGUACGGCAAAGAGCUUCCCAAGGAGCACAAGAUGAACCCAAACUCCUUCAUCCAGGUCGCUCUGCAGCUCGCCUACUACAGGUCAGCCACAGUGACACAGAGAUUGUUAUUUCUGAUGUUUCUACUAGAGGACUGCUACUGCAUAAAUACAUGAAUAUAACUUAAAAGAAUCUGAUGUGAAAUAUAGUUGAAGGAUGUUUGUACGACAGGAUUUGACUCAUUUAGUUUUCUCUUUUGUUGGUUUUCCAGAGUUCACGAUGAGGUCUGUACUACCUGUGGUAUCGUCUCUCAGCGGAUGUUUCGAGGAGGGAGGACAGAGUUCGUCCGCUCUCCCACAAAUCAGACGGUCAAGUUCAUCCUCGCCUUUGAUGAUCCCACUUUAUCAGUGAGGAAAAACUCCAGAGGAAGGUGUAUGCUCAUUUGGUGUCAGGUGACGUUUGAUUAACUUUGUGUUUUUGUGCUGCAGCGCGAGGCAAAAGUGCAGCUUUUCAGAGAAGCUGUGGAUGCAUACUCAGCUCUGACCAAUCAGGUGAAUAACCACAUUGUUUUUUAAUAAAUUGACAUUGUCUUCUAGUGUCGAUGAAUAAUUACACAUUUCAUUCUCUUCCUGUUCUUCAGGCUCUCAAUGGCCACGGCAUCGAGAGCCACCUGCUCGGGCUGAAGCUGCAGGCGAUCGAGGAGGGGAUGAGUAUUCCCAAAAUCUUCAUGGACACGGCUUACGGCUUGGCGACGCACUGGAAACUCCGAACAGGACAGGUGUGUUGAUGUCUGAGUGCCAGUAUUUGUUUUACAUAAGUUCUCGACAGUCCUGUUGCAAUUCGGGAAGUGGAGAUGUUUACGGUAUACGAAUAUGAACGCGGGAAUUUCUCUAUCAGUACUUUCCCUGUUGUUGUGAAGUAUGUUAAACUCCAUUGUGGUGCAUUUACUGUCAGCCAAAUCCCAUUUUGGAGUUCCCUAAAUUGAGUUGUUUUUUUGUUAUGACGCUUUUUAAACCAUACAUUUUGUGCAUCACGUUAAUUAAGGUGAUCUGGAAUUAAUCCCUUAACUUUAUACUUAAGUAAAAAAAGAGAAGAUAUAAUGUUUGGAUUACUUUGAUUUAAGGGAAGCAGAGUACUGUUGUUGGAUUAAAGAUGGGAAAUAAAGUUUCCUACUGUGAUAACUACACACACAAACAGAAAGGUGGUUUUUGUUGGCAGGUUUCCCUCAUUUUAAUUUCUCAGAACUACUGAACUAUAAUUACAGCUUUGAGUCCAAAGUAUCACCACUUUGUUUAGUGACCUUUAUUUUUGUGAUGUACUUUGUUUCUUUACUUCUUUAUUUUUUCACAACUCAGCUGAAAGGACAGGAUCAUUGUCAGAAACAGAGUAGAGAGUGGGAAAUAGCAGACAGCUGAAAACUGAUGUCUCUUUUUAAAGGUCCUAUAGGGAGUUUUUUUGAUGUUUAUGAAAUCGACUGAAAUUCAAAUUGAGGCUUUUUUAGAUAUUAAAACUCAGGUCUUUGUAUUUACCGUCACAUCUGUGCUGCUCGUAUGUUAUUUUGAUCCAAGAGUAUUGUUUCAUGUACUCAUGUUUUCAUCCGUUUUGCUCCCUUAGGUGCCCGCCAACACUGACAGCGUGAUGUGCUUUGGGCCCCUCGUUCCUGACGGUUACGCCAUUUGUUACAACCCCCAGGCCGACCACGUCCACUUCUCCAUCACUGCCUUCAACUGCUGUGAGGAGACGCAUGCAGAGACAUUAGCCGUCACCCUGUGGGACACCCUGUGCCAGCUACAGGAGCUGCUGGAGCCUACUGUGUAGGGCUACAUGUUAAACCCACUUUUCUACAGUUGGAGAGAAAAAAAAAAAAAGACUUUGUUUUCUUGAUGUCAAAUUUUGUAGGAGUCUUGAUGAGGCUUGUUUUUGUUACAGAUGCCGAAAAGUCACACAAUGUUAACAUGAGCAGUGUGAUCGGAGACAGCGGUCAAGACUGAUCACAGUGUCUCUGAGGUGCUUUCGAUGCUUUUUUACAGCUUUUGAUAACGCAAUUAAUCAUUUUCAUUCUCUAGCAAAAGCUGAGCGAGCAAGCUGCUUCUAGUUACAAUUGAUGCACUAUGAGGAAUUCAAAGCUUCUACAUUUCUGGAUGAAGUCAAAGACAACUUGACACUCCGUCAUGGAUCAGAAUAAGGCAAAAAAAAAAAAAAUCUAUUUUUGAACAGACUGCACUCCUUUGACAAGUCGUGAAACGACCAGGAACCUUUCUAACACUCUCUACUGAGAAUAAACACAUUUUUGUGAGUUGGACUGUCACCAGCGUUGACUAAUGUUUGAUCUUGCAGGUAAGCAUGUAUGUUUGAAAUGGACCAAAGCUUGGAAGAAGCUAUUCAAGGUCACAGUGCUUGUCUGUAUUUACUGUAUUUGAGAUGAAUGCGAAGAGGCUUUGGGCCCAUCUGGGACGUGUUGUUCUGCUCCGACCUGCAGAACUGGUUAAUAAAGCCUGUUCGCUCAAACCAUUGUUUGAAUUUUUACUGCGUGUAUGUUAGAGGUGCACGACUGAAUUAGGAAACAGGAGUAGGAACAAGAGCUAUGUUUCAUUUGCAUGUCUCCUGCUAGAAUCAAUCUGCAAUAAACCCAAGAUUACCCAACUGAUUUUCAUUUCCGUAUCUGCUGAGAUCUGGGGGCAGGACAAACCAGAAAACAAGAUCCUCUAAGCAGAACGGAUAAAACCAUCCUGAACUAGCAACUUUUAAACCAUGGUCACUAAAGCACUUACACAAACUGUAUGUGAUAUAAAAAUAACAUUAUCUCUGAAAUAAAGGUAGAAUUUGGUAAAAA
Messenger RNA from Xyrichtys novacula (pearly razorfish), 9851 nucleotides. Lineage: Eukaryota; Metazoa; Chordata; Actinopteri; Labriformes; Labridae. The record is from the annotation of a GenBank genome assembly.